Aspergillus puulaauensis is the source of this 1719-nucleotide messenger RNA. Its product is annotated as carotenoid oxygenase family protein. The transcript is spliced from 2 exons. Gene Ontology annotation, biological process: carotene catabolic process. Gene Ontology annotation, molecular function: carotenoid dioxygenase activity. Bases 1 to 1719 code for a protein of 572 amino acids. NCBI's taxonomy places the organism in Eukaryota, Fungi, Ascomycota, Eurotiomycetes, Eurotiales, Aspergillaceae. The record is from RefSeq and is a predicted model, not a curated record.
AUGUCUACCACUGAAGUAGUCGAUACAAAAGUCCAUUUCAACAAUUGGCCCAAUGACCAAGGUUUCGACACCAACCGUGAGCAAAGGUCUCCAGUUGAGUUAACAGUAACCGGGACAAUUCCAUCAUACGCCGCAGGAACUCUUUACAGAACCGGGCCAGGACGAUACAAAAUCGACACAGAGUACGGAAACACAUUCCAGAUUUCACACUGGUUCGAUGGAUUCAGCCAGACGCAUAGAUUCCAGCUCAUUCCUUCAGACGAUGCCGGCUCGGGCAUACGCGUAUUCUACAACUCCCGCUUUUCUACCGGUGACCGCAUCGAGUACGUGCGCAAAACAGGUAGCCUGGAAAAAACCUUCAGUUUUGGCGGAGUCGGAUAUCGAGACCCGUGCAAGGAAUUGUAUCGCAAAGUCCAAAGCAUGUAUGAGCCGCCAGAGGAUAGCCCAUCGUUUAGCAAUGUCGGCGUGACCCUCUCCAUCAACAUGCCCGGGAUGAAAGAUAACAACCAGGAGACGAAUGACGCAGAGGCAGUCUCUCAUAUCAAAACCCUCCACGCCAGAACAGACAACUUCAGCUACAAACAAAUCCACCCGGAAACCCUCGAACCCAUUGGUCUAGCAAACCAAACAACCCUCCACCCGGACCUGAACGGCCGUCUCUCCGCCUCCCACGCAAGGUCCGACCCUCAAACCGGUGAUAUGUACAACUAUAACCUCACCUUCGCACCCGCACCAACAUACCGCGUAUUCCGCGUCUCCGCUGCAACAGGCGAAACAACCAUCCUCGCUGCAUUCCAGGGCAUACCAGCGUACCUCCACUCUUUCUUCCUAACAAAGGACUAUGUGAUAAUCUGCGUCUGGAACUCGCAUCUAGAUCCCUCAGGCUUCGCAAAGGGCUCGUACAUGGCUGCAUUGAAGGACUUCGAUGACACUAUCCCAUCAACGUGGUAUGUUGUUGACCGACGACAAAACCACGGCCAGGGGCUCGUCGCAACCUACGAAUGCCCGGCAUUUUUCUGUUUCCAUACGAUCAAUGCGUGGCAGGAGAUGAGUCCAGAUGACCCUGACAAAAUUGAUAUAGUCGCCGAGUGCGUGAGCUUGAAGAAUACGGAUGUCAUGAAGAAGCUUUCUUAUGACUUCCUUCUCUCUUCGUCCACAGUACCGGGGGCACGUCCAGCUCCCGAUACGAAAGAUAGUGGGGGUAACGGACAAACUCGGAUUGCGCGAUUUCGGUUGCCUUCUGUUCCAAAAUCUGCUCCCCUCCCUUCUUCUAGUGAUGAUUAUGGGAAUAAGACGGCCGGGCUAGCUAUCCUUGAAUCAACAUCCUGCUCAGCCUUAUCCCCCGAACUCCCGACUCUUAACCCAGCCUACGUAACUUUCCCGCACCGGUAUACAUACGCUGUGGUCGACCGCGGGUACUCGACAUUUUUCGAUGGGAUCAUGAAGCUUGACUCCGUGACGAACGAGACUCUGAUUUGGUCAGAGCAUGCCCAGUCUCCCGGCGAGGCCAUCUUUGUUCCUGAUCCGAACGGUUUAGCGGAAGAUGACGGGGUGUUGCUGACUGUUGUGCUGGAUGGAAUGAGCGGGAGAAGUUAUCUGCUUGUGCUAGGUGCGAGGGAUUUGAAGGAGGUUGGGAGGGCGUGUGUGGAUGGGCCGGUUGCAUUUGGGUUUCAUGGCUGUCAUGUUUCUAAUACUGGGAGGAUUGGGGUAGAUUUUUAG